Messenger RNA from Colletotrichum chrysophilum, 1464 nucleotides. RefSeq lists its product as uncharacterized. Lineage: Eukaryota; Fungi; Ascomycota; Sordariomycetes; Glomerellales; Glomerellaceae. Bases 1 to 1464 code for a protein of 487 amino acids. The record is from RefSeq and is a predicted model, not a curated record. The transcript is spliced from 4 exons.
AUGCAAGCUUCACAGGAGCGGAUCGCCGAGAAGACGGCCGCGAAAGUCGUCCGUGAGCAGAAAGUGCUACACCAACUCUCGGAAGACAGGAUAGCACGGAGAAUCUCCUUUGACGUGUCAACUCAGCUUGCGAGCAUCACCAGACAGCUUUCGACACUGGAAGAUCAGCAGACGAACAAGCGACCGACAACAGAUGCCAUCUUUACUAUCGUCAACAAGGGCGAUGUGAAUACCAUGAUGGGCAUGUUUAGUAAGGGAGAAGCAUCGCCGCUUGAUAGAGAUGAGCAGGGCGCGUCGCUGUUAUACGUCGAGACUUGCAAGGCCUUGCUUGACUUGGGCCUCGAGAACUUCAUAGACGAUAAAGACGCUACUUCAGAGAGUCCCUUGAGCACCCUCGUCAUGUCCCGCAAAAACCUCGCGCCGCAAGACGACCCCAAGCACCGAGCCCUAGUCUCUCUAUUCCAGUCUCGCAGCGACAAGAUCGAGACCCUCGGCAUCGAGCGCAUGUUCGAGUUCGAGACGGAGUGUUCCUACGGCGACGACUGGCUCCGCGUCUUCCGGCGCCACUUCUUGCCAGGCUACUACGACAUGCCGCUGCGAGAGCGGGCUGAGGCGCUUCGUCUUGGGGCGUUCACGACGCAAGAUGUCAAGGUCUACCGGGCUCUGAUCCGAGAAGAUGGGCGGUUUGUACAAGAAGAUGUGCGAGAGUCCACUGAAGCAGGGUUCUCGCUUGUGCAUUCCGCUGCUCUGGCACUUGGGAAGCGGUUUGCUGAUGAGAUGCAAUUCGACCCGCGGCUGAGCCGGGAUCUGGAUGAAGACGAAUCCUCAGAUGAUGAGGACUCUUCGAGGAGGAUGCCUUCCAUGAUUCGGAUGAAGUCAUACCAUGCCAGCUGGAGCCACGCCGUUUUUGACACGAUCAAAGCCACGGGAGUAAAGGACCUUCACAGCAUAGAGACUAUCGUACCAUGGGACUGGUACCGCGUGCCCGUCUGGACUGGAACACCUCUAAUCUCCCUCAUCGGCGGCGCUCUCUGCCGUAUCUCGCCAGACAUAUCCUACCCAAGGUGGGACACCAUCUUCCACUGCAUCCUGCGGCAAUGGCUGCGAGAUCUUGAGAGCGCCGGCAUCGACCUGCUACAAUACGGCAGAAGCGAAGCACUUAAACUCAAGUUCACCGCGCCGCAGGUGAAAGGCGCCUUCGACGCCGAUGCCAUCCUCGCCUCGCGAAGACGUGUCCGCGCCCAGCUGAGGAUGCGGGAGGCCUGGAUGCAAGGGGUGGACCUCGACCAUCCGAGGAGCGACUUGUAUUGGCUGCCGGUCCGCAUCGUCGGCCUCGAUUACGGCCCGCAGCUGAGGCAGUGGCGGCUGUGGUGGGCGCCUGAGUUUGAGGUGUUUGCCGCCGAGUUCUGGGCGGGUGUGGAGCGGCCAAGGGAGGUCAUGCCUGGGUCCUGGGUUGACUCGUGA